AUGUCCUUGGGCGAUUUCUUGACUGAUCCAUCGACUGGCUCCUGGGCUGAUGAAAUGGAGGGUCUACCUUCUGCCCCUGCCGCCGCCUAUUCAGAUCAAGGAGAUCACGAUGAUCGCCGUGGCGGUUAUGGAGAUAAAAGAAGUUUUUCUGGCGGUCGAAACUAUUCACGGGAUUCUCCGCGUGAUUCAAGAUUUCCGAGUCGCUCGGAGAGGGUACCGCAAACACUUCCGACAGCCCCGCCGUAUACAGCACAUUUAGGUAAUUUACCAUUCGAUCUCGACGAACACGACAUCCAUGAAUUUUUCCGUGGGUCCAAGAUAGCAACUGUUAGAAUACUCCGUGAUAGAGAUAGAGACGAUCGAUCCAAAGGCUUUGGCUACGUUGAAUUUCAAGAUUUACAAUCAUUAUCCGGAGCGUUAGAAUUAAAUAACGAGACACUUCGUGGGAGGCCUAUCAGAGUCAGCGUAGCUGAUCCACCACGUGAACGAGAACCAAGAGAAGAUCGUACUGCUGGUGAGUGGCGACGUGCGAUGCCAAGAGAUUCACCGGUCUCAUCUCCCCGAAACGACCGGUUUAACAGUAACGAUAGGUUUGGACACCGAGAUGGGAGGUGGUCAGAGCGUGGCAGUUUUCGCGAUCGCGGAAUAGAUCGGCCGGGAGAUCGAAAUGAUCGUUUCGAAAGAGGCGGAUUUGACCGUCCUGAUCAGGGAGACCGCGGCAAUGUGGAUAGAUCUGACGGUAGUAAAACUGAUAUUCAGUGGAGAGGCGGUGGGUUUGGCAACAAACCCGGAAUGACCCGAGAACGGCGAGGAGAAGAGAGACAUGGGCCUUCAAGUGUGUCUCCACCACCGAUGCGUAAGAAGCUUGAACUUAAACCUCGGACCGUCGAUGUCUCACCCCCACCUUCUGAGCUUGCUCCCACUACGCCGCGAAACAAACCAAACCCAUUCGGAGAAGCAAAGCCGAUAGACAACGAUGAAGCUUUGAGACGGGUCGAGGAACGAAGACGACAGAAAGAGAAAGAACGUGAAGAUAAGGGAAAUCCCGAAGCACUCUCCGACAAAUCAGAGAAAAGCGAUUAA
Paraglomus brasilianum is the source of this 1083-nucleotide messenger RNA. NCBI's taxonomy places the organism in Eukaryota, Fungi, Glomeromycota, Glomeromycetes, Paraglomerales, Paraglomeraceae. The record is from the annotation of a GenBank genome assembly.